AUGUAUCUAAUAUACCUAUAUUUAUAUAGUAUUAUUUAUUUGCUGAAUCUUCUCGAUUAUUCUCUUUCGGCCCCCGACUCGCACUGCUUCCACCGUUUCAACGGCAGCGACUGCGGGCGAACACCGACCCCCGUAUUCCACUACUACCACCCUGGAUCCAGGUGCGAGAUCGGAAUCUGGCGCGGCUGCUUCACGCCGAACAUCUUCGAGAGCGAGGACCUGUGCUCCCACCACUGCAUUUACCGGUUCCUUGGCGUGCCGGCCGACGGCUCGCCGAGCUACCUGAGUCGAGACACGUGCCAAGCAACCUUGAACAGCACCAAGUGCAGCGACCAUUCCAUCAAGGUGUACACAUACGAUAGGGCUGGCGACAUCUGCUUGCCAGCCGUAUGGAGGGGCUGCAAUACCGGCAACCUCUUCACGAACGAACACAACUGCAAGCUCGCGUGUAAGAGGAACGACUCCAGCACCAACUUCGCUGAGCAAGUGCUCGAGCUCAUGCUCAAGGACGCACAAAAUAUCGAUUCGAUCCUCGACUCGGUCGUGCCACAGACUACGACCUCGACACAAAUGUACACCAUCAAAUCCACUAGUACGACAAAGAUGCCGAGCACAGCGCAUGAAACGGAAGCGGUGCCCGACGCAACGUAUCCGAUAACGACGACGACAACGACAACGCCAGUGGCAACGACAGUCACAACGACAAUCGAAACGACAGUGGCAACAACGGAGACGACGAAAGCGCCAACGAUGAUAACAGAACUCCCCACGACUCGAGUGUCAGGGACAGUGGAGGAAGUAGUGUUACCG
Messenger RNA from Iphiclides podalirius (scarce swallowtail), 810 nucleotides. The record is from the annotation of a GenBank genome assembly. NCBI's taxonomy places the organism in Eukaryota, Metazoa, Arthropoda, Insecta, Lepidoptera, Papilionidae.